AAUAUGGCGGACGGGAGAAGUUUCAGCACACCUAAGAGGAAACUGACGAUUGAUAAAUGUUCCUUUCGCGAUGAAAAGGAAAGAUUCAGACGACACAUAGAGGAGCAUCCUUUCAAUCAUGCGGUAGAGAUUACUGUUCCAGAUUAUUUACUUGAAAAUGUUAAACAGUGCCUCCAGAGCAUUUCACCAUCUCAGGAUUCAUAUUGUUUGAUUGAACUACCAGUGCAUGUCUUCAUAGAGGUGGAGUUUUUCAAGACAUUUCUACAAAGUGGUCAUUUCAUUGCCCUCAGCUGGGAAACAUACAUUGAUGCAGGCAACUGUGCAGCAGUCCUUCCAACUGGAGUCCUCAUUCUUUCUUUGGACAAAGACACAUAUGAGCAGUUGGGUCUCACAGGGAAACCAUCAAUGUUUCAAAAGAAACACAGAUUCAAUGUGGAGGUUAAUCUGGCUGCACCAAAUUUUGUUCCUGGAAAGAAGGUUUAUGAGAGAGUCAGAUGGUGUCUAAAGGACAACCUACCAUUAACAUUCAAGUUUCUCAUGAGUUGGACAAAUGAAGGUCAAGUAUCAACAAGCAAACUCCACUCUUUCUUCAGUUCAUUUGGUUGCCAGAUGUUGUAUAAUACAGAGGAUAUCAAACAAGUUCAGAACCAUCAGAAAGCUCCAAAGAUUAGCUUUGACAAAUCAAAAUUCACAGAUAAUGGCACUAGCACAGAGACUGGUGUGUGUGACUGUAUGUCAUUUUUUGAAUGGCUUGGCUGUGUUGCUUGUGGAGUGGAUUGCUCAGUAGCCUUGCCAGACAGUUAUGUCUCAACACUAACAUGUCCAGAACAAUCAUGCAGCUUGAAACAGCUGAUAACAUGCCGCUGGACUGGAAUGAUAACAAGCAACCGCAUUUUAUCAAUUUUACUUACAGUAAGAAACCUUCUAAAGACAGCUGAUCUUCCUUGGGUGGCAGUGACUGUGUGGGGAUUUACUGACUGUCCAGUUACAUGGAAACAGAAUGAACACGGACACUUUGUCAGUGGGGAGAACUUGUACACCUUUGUGGUGUUUCCUAAUGAUCAGUACUGGCUCUAUACAGCUAUGGGUGAUCAGGAUGUUGGUUUAUAAGCUGUUAUGUGUCUGAAACACUGGGUGACUUAACAAGACAUUUGUCAUGACCCAUGAAAAUUGUCAAGGAUAGUCACUGCUGGCAGUGAUUUUACUGUUUUCUGAUCAUUGCUGUUGGCAUGUGCAAGUAAAGUUGCAGGUGUUUGCCCAAUCUGACCAUUCUUUUGCCAGUUGCUGUGAGUAGCUAAGUCAAUCAGCAAUUCAGAUUGGGCAAUUUUGACUCAUGAAUUUCCAAAGCAGAGCCUUAAAACAAAGUUGAAGGCCCAAAUCACUUUUAAGUGUUAACAAUUGCAAAGUCUGCCCUGAUGGGUCAGUUAGAAUUUCCUCAAACUUUUUCCAGUUCAGCAGCCUCGCCAGACAUUUAUGUAUCAACACUAACAUAUAUAGGACCUUCUAGAACCAUCUGUCUUCAUGUCAGAUAUAGUAAAUAAGUAUUGAAAGAGGGAAAAAACCAAGGCUGCAAAUAACAGCUGGUCAUCAGACAAAUUUUUUUUUAACAUCAGGUUUUAGGGGGCAAACAUUUGGCCUUAGGAGACACCCUGAUCAGAAAAAAUAUAUAUAUUUAAUUUGAAAUAUGCAGCCUAAGCAUGGAACACUUUGGUUUGUAGGCAGGUAGUAAUUACAAGACAGUGUGGUUGUAAUUCCUAGUGAAUGAACAAUGUCAUCUUCCAUGGAAAUUUUUUAGGCUUCACCAGAUUUGCCUCUUGUCAGGUAAAAACAGCAACUUAUACGUAAAACUUACUCAUC
Molecule: messenger RNA, 1857 nt
Organism: Pocillopora damicornis (cauliflower coral)
Lineage: Eukaryota; Metazoa; Cnidaria; Anthozoa; Scleractinia; Pocilloporidae
Product: ribonuclease P protein subunit p40
Biological process (GO): tRNA 5'-leader removal; endonucleolytic cleavage in ITS1 to separate SSU-rRNA from 5.8S rRNA and LSU-rRNA from tricistronic rRNA transcript (SSU-rRNA, 5.8S rRNA, LSU-rRNA)
Cellular component (GO): multimeric ribonuclease P complex; ribonuclease MRP complex
Molecular function (GO): ribonuclease MRP activity; ribonuclease P activity
Source: RefSeq, a predicted model, not a curated record